AUGAGGGCGUCGCCCGAUAUCAACCCGUCAUCGAACCUUGCUCAAGACUUGGAUGCAUGCGAGACAUGCGAGAAACGUCAGGCUGUGCCAGCAAUGUUCGACUGUCGAAUCGUACAAGCACGUAAUCUACCCUCACGGCUGGGCCAUAGCGUACGCCACGCCAAAUAUAUCGCUGAGGUAUCGAUCGGCGGUGUUACAAGGACGACAAGAUGGCCUGUGAAGGACGAGAACCCUGCCUGGAAUGAGACUCUUUUCGGCUCGAUACCAGUGGACUUUGGUGGGAUACCUGUGACCGUACGAGUCAUCGGGAUCCGUCAUUGGCAUGAUCCUGAAGUCAUCGCGACCAAAGCCCUCACCGUCGACCUUCGCAGGGAGGUUCCUUUAGGCGAUGGGCCGCCAUUUGUCUGGAAGAUGGAGCGCGUGCGAGGCUCUAGUGAAGAUCUACAUCUUCCUGACAUCACCGUCGAGAUCGCCUUUGCACGCGUCGAUUCCAGAAGGGCUCGGAAGCCUACAGGUGCCUAUGAGGCGCCACGUUGCGGAUCGCCCGGACCCCAUUUACCUGAAUGGAGCCGUCUUAUACGGGCCACAGUGAACGUCGUCCGUGCAGUGGAUGGUAUUGCUGAUAUCCACCCUUAUGCUACGCUGGCUCUACGGUUAUUGUCUCAGAUACCACGCGCUGCCGAGGAUGAGAUCGAGCGCGACGAGGUUAUGCAGGAGCUGCGCGCUACGGUCAGCGACACGUUCGCAUUCGUCGAGAAGUCCGAACCCUCGAAGCUCUGGCAUGACACUCGAGAAUCAGAUGAUCAUCGACUGGACAUCCUGGCGCGCUUGGUACGCCAGCUUACGGAGUGCUGUCGUUUCAUGCGCGCUUAUGCGGAUGCCCUAUAUGCCCCAGACAGAAAGUCGGUCUCCAACCUACGGGCACAUGUGCAGCGCUUCCGAGGUGCAGUGAAACGAUUGAUGGCUGCUUUUUGCGACCGCGAUACUUGCGAGACCGACAUCGCCAUCCAUCAUCUUCUCAGCGAGGACGAAUCGGACGUGUCGAGCGAGUGCCCGACGACCUCUGCUGGCACAGCUUCCACGGCGUCAUACUCGCUUCUUCACCCAAGGAGUCCGAACUCGAAGCGAAGUCUCAGAGCAGACGUCGUGGACGAUGUUCAGAAGUGGAUCGAAGAUCCCGCCUGUGAGGACGAUAUGCGCGCGCUUCUCGUCAUCGGCGAAGAAUAUGGCGCUUCGUCUAUUGCGCGGGAGAUCGCCAAGCAGUACUCUCACAUGGGGCGCCUCGCUUCUUCGUUCACCUUUGACGUCUCCGACGGCCGAGGCAUGCACCGCCCGCCGCAGAUGUGCAUCACUACUCUCGCACGCGACCUCGCCAACUUCGACGUGCACUGUGCUGCCGCGAUGCGCGCAUCCGUCACGGGCAACCUAGAUCUGGCGUUCUCCUCGGAUUGCUCGCAGCUGUUUGGCCAGCUUGUUCAAGAGCCGGCAAACAAGCUCUCCGUCGUGGGACCCGUUGUCGUCGUCAUCGAUGGACUGGACCUCAAAGGUACUGUCGCCGAGCGAACGGAGCUACCUAGAGUUCUCGCAGCGCAGCUUGACCGGAUGCCUUCAAACUUCCGCUUUGUGUUGACCAUGAAGCCUGACAAUCUUGUCGAGAGGGAGCUGGCGCGUCAUGUUGACAUGCUUCGCUUCUAA
Peniophora sp. CBMAI 1063 is the source of this 1695-nucleotide messenger RNA. The record is from the annotation of a GenBank genome assembly. Lineage: Eukaryota; Fungi; Basidiomycota; Agaricomycetes; Russulales; Peniophoraceae.